This is a messenger RNA of Seriola dumerili (greater amberjack), 1092 nucleotides long. Its product is annotated as proteasome subunit beta type-11-like. The transcript has a single exon. The record is from RefSeq and is a predicted model, not a curated record. The coding region runs from base 1 to 1092 and encodes 363 amino acids. Gene Ontology annotation, cellular component: proteasome core complex. Lineage: Eukaryota; Metazoa; Chordata; Actinopteri; Carangiformes; Carangidae.
AUGGAAUGUUCUUCAGCGCCUUUUAAAAAAACAGGAUGUAACUUUUUGAGAGCUUUGCCCUUUAGAAAUAGCACAAGUCUGUUUAAUUUUUAUGUACCUGUAGCAGAGUACCUUGAUGAAAGUCCGAUACAGUUUGGACAAAUCAGCACCAUCCAGAGCUCCAGCGCUCUCUCAUCUCAGGACUCCUUCCUGCCAUGCCUCUCUUUACCCAUAAGCCCUCCUCACGCUUCCUCCCAGCCUGUCCCUCUACCUUUCCCCCUUUCUCAUGGAACCACCACCCUGGCUUUCAUGUUUCAGGGCGGCGUGUUGGCUGCAGCGGACACGCGCUCCAGUUGCUCCGGACUUGUGGCAUGCCCAGCCUCCCAGAAGAUCCUGCCCAUUCACAGUCACUUGGUGGGCACCACCUCGGGUACCUCAGCCGACUGCGCCCUCUGGAAGCGGAUUCUGUCUCGAGAACUGCGGCUUUACCAGCUCCGCCACGGCCGAAGGUUGUCCACAAGUGGAGCCGCCAAACUGCUUUCACACAUGCUUCACCCGUUUAAGGGCACUGAGCUGUGUGUGGCUGCCACCUUGUGUGGGUGGGAUGGAGGAGAGGCAGAUGGAGGCCGUGACGAUGGAGGAACAAAGUCUGAUCCUGGUGAUUGCACAGAAACAACAAAGAAACUGGAGAAAUCCACUAGUGUUGAAAAGGUUCCUCUGACAAAGCCAAAGACUCAGAGCUCUGCCUCAACUCUUGGUCAACAGCGAUCCAGCAGGAAGAGAAUCAGUCCGCGUGGACCCAGCCUGUUUUAUGUGUGCAGUGACGGCACCCGCCUGCAGGGAACGCUCUUCUCCGUGGGCUCGGGAUCCCCUUAUGCUUAUUCAAUUUUGGACCAAGGAGUUAAAUGGGAACUGACAGUGGAUGAGGCCACAUCAAUAGCCAGAGAGGCAGUGUACAGAGCCACACGCAGGGACGCAUACUCAGGAAACCAUGUGGACGUCUAUCACGUCUCCUCAAAGGGAUGGACUCGCAGGAACAGAGAGGAUCUGAAGGAGGAAUAUUACAGAGAGAAGGAAAGACAAGAGAGGAGGAUGAGACAGGACGUGACUUAG